AAGUGUGUCAGUGGUGUGAUGGUGCUAUAUUGCAGGGAGCGCCGCACUCUGUAAAUGGCAAGUGAGCGAGUUUAGGAGAAGGCUCGCUCUUCCAGAUCGCCACUGUGUGUGUGUGUGUGUGUUUUUGCGCAGAAAUAGUGGUGAGCAUCUGCGCGUUCUACAGAGCACAGUGGUUUGAGAGAGCAAGAGAGAGAAGCAGUUUGGAUGUUCGGUCGGUGUUGAUGAGAAUUUCAGCAUCAUGUAAUAAGCAAUAAGCCGGAGCAGAGAGAGAGAGAGAGAGAGAGAGAGUUUUCUCCCGGAGCAUGAAUGGCAAAGAUGAAGCAAUGGACAGUUUGAUUCCUGCUGUCUAAAUCCAAGCUAAGAAAAGGCAUGCCAGUCAAUUGAAACUGCGCCGGGAAGAAGCUGAUCUGUACGGUCGCGGAUACAGGCGUGUGGUUCAAAACUGCACGGGUUUCUCACUAUGAGCGAAAUCAAACCAGGGAUUUGAAUUGUUUUGUGUGUGUGAGAGAGUUAGGGGGAGAAGAGGGUGGAUGUUGCAGGAUUGAUCACUGCAUAGGCUCAUUGAUUGAAGGACUCCCGUGACAUAAGACAUCUAUCCGCCUUCCGGGGGAACACUCGCCCGCCCGCCCGCGAUGAACUGAUUUUGUGGAGGGAGAUCGUGGCAGGGUGACCGGGAUCCGAGGAAUGCCCGCAGCAGGCACGCCGCCGCCGCCGCCUUCACAUCGGGGGGACGCAAGCAGCCUGCAGAACCGUGCGGCCAACCCCGGCAAUUGAACCAACUUUGCGGGGACGGACACAGACAGGCGCGCAAACUGCGACCCGCAAUACCUCCGCACUUGAAAUUCCUGGGGAUACCGGAGUCAACGGAAUCAAAACAUGAACAUUCAGAUCCCUUUGCUGGCUCUUAUUUAUUUCUAUGUCAGUGAAAGUUUGAAGACUGUGUCCAAAAGAAAUUUGGUUGACGUUUGUAUCGAUUGGUCUGUGGAUCUGAAAAAAUACAUGGUGCUGGCGGGAGAACCAGUACGUAUCAAAUGUGCUCUUUUCUAUGGUUACAUCCGGACGAACUACAGCAUGGCACAGAAUUCUGGACUCAGCCUAAUGUGGUACAAGAAUAACGGGCAAGGAGAUUCAGAAGAACCCAUUAUAUUCUCUGGUCGUAGAAUGAGCAAAGAGGAGGAUUCGAUUUGGUUCCAUUCAGUGGAGAUAAAGGACAAUGGAUUUUACACAUGUGUAUUAAGAAACUCGACGUAUUGUAUGAAGGUGACAAUGUCUUUGAUGGUGGCCAAUAACGACUCAGGUCUUUGCUACAACAGUAUGAUCCGAAAUUUGGAGAAGGCUGAAAUUACGAAAAAGAAAGAGAUCAUCUGUCCAGACAUUGAAGACUUCAUCACAACCGAUCGAGACAUUGAUAUUGUUUGGUACAAGGAAUGCUUGCCACAAUCAUGGAGGAGUUCUAUCUUGCGGAAGAGAAAAAUCCUUGUGAUACAAGAGGUUGAAGAAGAAGAUUUUGGAAAUUACACCUGUGAAAUGAAAUACAAGGACAAGUUGGUGAGAAGAACGAUUGAAUUAAUAGUUACAGCUGUACUUACGGAUAAGCUACCAGUGCUGUUGGACCCUUUCGAAAACCAACAGAACGUUGUAGAUGUCCAGUUGGGUCAUCCAACCAGCCUCGUCUGCAGGGCAUUCUUUGGCUACAGCUCAGUAAGCCCCAUCAUAUACUGGAUGAAAGGUGAUAAGUACAUGGAGGAACUGGAAGACACUCAGGUUAAGGAGGGUGAAAUCAGGGUACUAAGUGAGCAUCUCGGGGAGAAGGAGGUGGAACUAUCGUUGUUAUUUGACUGGGUGAAGGAGACAGACUUGGGAAAUUACACCUGCAUUUUGGAGAAUCGGAUUGGACGCACACAGACCAGCAUUCUUCUCCAGAGAAAAGACCUGAUGUACAGAGUGGAACUUGCAGGCGGCUUGGGUGCUAUCCUGAUCCUGAUCACCUUCCUUGUGACCAUUUACAAAUGCUACAAUAUCGAGAUAAUGCUCUUUUACAGGAGCCACUUUGGAAGUGACGAAGCAGAAGAUGAUAACAAGGAAUAUGAUGCAUAUCUGUCGUACACCAAAAUCGACCCUGACUCACUCACUCAGGAGAACAGGAAAGAAGAGCAAUUUGCAUUGGAAAUACUUCCAGAUGUCUUGGAGAAACACUAUGGGUACAAACUAUUUAUUCCUGACAGGGAUUUAAUGCCAAGUGGAACUUACCUGGAAGACUUGGCGCGGUGCGUCGAUCAGAGUCGGAGGCUGAUUAUUGUGUUGACGGCCGAUUACAUCAUACGACGUGGGUGGAGCAUAUUCCAACUGGAAAACAGACUACACAACAUGCUCGUAACUGGUGAACUCAAAGUUAUUUUGAUCGAAUGCCCUAACGUGCAAGGGGUGAUGAACUACCAUGAAAUUGAAGCCUUAAAAGACAACAUAAAACUUUUAUCCAUCAUCAAGUGGUGCGGGCCGAAUUGUAACAAACUGAAUUCCAAGUUUUGGAAGAAGGUCCAGUAUGAGAUGCCCAUUAAGAAGAAGGAGCCAAUGGCACGUGGCCAAGUCUUGGAUUCUGGUGAACAGGGUAUUUUUGGUGAACUUCAAGCUGUCUCCACUGUUUCCAUGGCAGCCAACUCUGCCACGCUUGGACCUUCCCCCACGGAGCUGCAACCCAGCUUUCACAAAGCAGACCAUAUGCAACUCAGGCAUUACUGCCGAACUUACGAGUACGACUUUGCCCCCGCGACAGUGCCCAUUACCUCGAUAAGCAAUCAACAUACCUACUGCAAUAUUCCAAUGUCCCUCAUCAAUGGAGAGGUGCCACAGAUUAUUAUCACCAGAGAUCCCUCCAUCCGGGGUAACCCCAUGGGUAACGAAACCCUGCCAAUGCCUCCACGAGAGAUUGGCAUCACUAGCGACAUCUGGUAAGGGUUAGGCAGAAGGGGACCUCAUUUCCCUCGUCUCUCCACCCACCCUCCCAUCCAGAGGCUCACAGGGAAACAAGAACCUACGUUAAACUCAUGAGCCGUGAACACCUCCUCAUUCAUGCAAUAUCCUCGAACAAUGUUAUCUUUCAGAACAUUGUGUGUGUGCGUGUGUGUGAGCUUGUAUAUUUUAGUUGGGAUAUUAAGAAGGUUGUCAGCCUGUGCUAUAGAUUGGCUUAAACCCUACUGCGCACAGUUGCCAAAUCUGAAUCAGUCAAUGAUAGCAGACAUUGUUUUGAGUGCGUCACUGAUUUUCACAGUCAGUACAAAGCUGAUGUGUCAAUUUUUGGAACUGUCCCCCAUAAAAAAGUUGGGGUAUUGAUUGAAACUUUUGAUACUGUGAUGAACAUAUUUUGUUAGCCUAGGUUAUUAAGGGUUACGAUAGGAACCAAAGGAUGUUGAUGGAGCUAACCAUGAUCUAAUAGAAUGUGGGAACAUGUUCGAAGGGCUGAAUGGCCUCUUUCUGUUCCUCUGUUCCUAGCCUCUUGGGCUACAUAUACUUGAGAAACAUUGUUAGAAGUGAGGACACUAGAAAUGUAUAUUUUGGCUUCCAUUUCUACUCUGUCCAGUGCAUGUUUUCACGGAUGUUGACAACAAUGUCACUGGAAGCAAAGUAGGAGACUUGAGCAGCCAUGAAUUCCGACCAGAUUUUUAAAAAAACCCACAGCCAAAUCUUGCAAGUUUAAUGACGACAAAGUGGUUAAAUAUAAUGUACAGGACACUACUGAGUGUGGUACUGUCAGCCUGUUACUGAGGGGCUCUAAUGUUUUGCACAAUGACUUGAUGUGUUCCAUCACUUUUUUAUGUUCCACUUUCCCUUUGCGAUCAAUUUCUUUUGCCACAAAGUGUUUCUCACAGCCUAUCAAUCUCAGCAUUCCGCAUUAAUACCGCUACUAAAACAAAAUACUUCAACCUGAUUUCUUCUUGAGUGGUUGGUGUCAUUAAGAGUGGACUUUAUCCUCCUUGAUGCAAUUUACCUAGCAAUAUUGUUGCACCCUCACCACUUUCCCUGCCCACAUGUCUCCCCCUACUUUGGACUUUAGAGAUACAGCACGGAAACAGGACCUUCGGCCCAUCGAGUCCGUGCCGACCACCGAUCACCCCAAAUACUAGCACUAUGCUACAUAUUAUGGACACUUUACAAUUUUACCAAUUAGCCUACAAACCUGUACGUCUUUGAAGAGUGGGAGGAAACCGGAGCACCCGGAGAAAACCCAGGUGGUCACAGGGAGAACAUACAAACUCCGUACAGACAGCACCCAAAUCAGGAUCGAACCUGGGUCUCUGGCGCUUUUCGGCAGCAACUCCUCUGCUGCGCCUCUGUGCCGCCGUAUCUCAUGGAGAAGUCAAAUGUAAGGCAUUGCAUGCAAAGGAAAUUCAACAGGUUUGUGGAAUGGAAUGUCAGUGCCCUGGUCAUUCAGACAAAUACACACAUAUUUAAAGAACGGCAUGUAAAUUCACUGCAUCAACAAACUUUUAAACACAGCACAUUGGAUAAAAAAAAACAUCUACUCUGUGAGUGACAGUGCAAGAUUUAUUUCAAGUCAUAGUCAUGGAGAGGGAACAGGAAACCAGCUCUUCACCGACCAACUUGCCCCAUCUACUCUAGUCCCACCAGCCUGUGUUUGGCCCAUAUCCCUCUAAACCUGCCCUAUCCGUGUACCUGCAUAAAUGUUUAUUAAACAUUGUGAUAGUACCUGCUCCAACUACUUCCUCCAGCAUCUCAUUCCAUACACCCACCAACAUUUUUUUUAAAAUUACACCUUAGGUUCCCAUUAAAUCAUUCCUCCCUCAACUGAAACCUAUGUCCUCUGGUUGUCGAUUACACUAUUCUGGGCAAAAUACUCUGUGUGUUUAUCCAAUAUAUUCCCCUGAUGUCCUAUUCAAGAUUAAAUUGUUUUCAAUAGGUUUCUGCCAGUCGUACAGUUGUAAGUCAGGCAAUCCCUUGUCAUCAUCUCUUUGCCUAUCAUUGAUGUACUAGGGCUGCAUGGUGGUACAGUGAUAGACUUGCUGCCUAACAGCACCAGAUACCCCGUGUUUGAUCGUGACAAUGGGUGCUGACUGUACGGAGUUUGUACGUUCUCCCUGUGACCGCAUGGGCUUUCUCGAGGUGCUCCAGUUUCCUCCCGUAUCCGAAAGACGUUCGGGUUUGUAGGUUAAUUGGCUUCUGUAUAUUGUCCCUAGUGUGAGAGAUAGUGCUAGUGCUCGUCUAUGUUAAUUCAAUGGGCUGGAGGUCCUAUUUCCACAUUGUACUCUAAACCUUUGACACAAAAUGCAAGCCGACUGCUUUCUGAAGCGGACUGUGGUUCCUUUUAAACCAUGUCUGCGUAAAUGGUUACUCAGUGACGCAAUUGUUUUAUUUCUGUAACUGUUUAGCAUAAAAGCAUCAUCUGCAUGGAUGAUAUUUCUUCGUGGGGCUAGGCAAAAGGUCAGAACGAUGUUAGUGUGAGUUCUAAGUGGGGUGGCACAGUGGCGCAUCUCAUAGAGCUACUUCCUCAUAACGGAUACAAGGAACUGCAAAUGCUGGUUUACAAAAAAGAGGAACACAAAGUGCUGGUGGAACUCAAUAAGGUUCAGGUAUUAUCUCUGGAGAACAUGGAUAGGUGACGCUUCAGGUCAGGACCUUCUUCAGACAGUCUUAAGAAUGGUCCCAACUCGAAAUGUCACUGAGCAAUCUUCUGCAGAGCCUGACCAGCUGAGUUAUGCCAGCAUUUUGUGUCUAUUUUUGCUACCUCAUAGUGCCAGAGACCCGGGUUCAAUCCUAACCUCUGGUCCUAUCCGUGUGGUAAAUUUGUGAGGUCUUCCUGUCACCAUGUAAGUUUCCUCCGGUUGCCCUGGUUUCCUCCCACAUCCCAAUAGUCUACUUUAGUGACGUUAGACUUUAAAGAAAUGCAGCGAGGGUACAGGUCCUUCAGCCCACCCCAUACAUUCACCCUAUCCUGCACACUAGGGACAAUUCAUUUUUUUACCAAAGCCAAUUAACCUACAAACCUGCCGUCUUUGGAAAAUGGAAACCGGAGCACCCAGAGAAUACUCAUGCAGUCACGGUGAGAAUGUACAAACUCCAUACAGACAGCACCCAGAGUCAGGAUCGAACCCGGCUCUCUGGCGCUGUAAGGCAGCAACUCGUCCGCUCUGCCACCACGCCACCCGUCCGAUGUUAUAAUUUGCAGAAAUGACUGGUAGAAAACAGUCAAGAGAGAGGAAGCAGGAACAUUUCCUCCUUCCCCAUCCAUUGGAGGGCAGACCUCAGUGCCCAGACUGACCAAUUAAUUCUACACAGAUAGAGUUCAACCCAUAGACGUCUAAUCCUACAUCUUUUACUUUUACUUAUCCAGUAAAUAACUGUUAAAUAAAAUGUAACUUGAGUGAGCCAUACAUAACAGUGACAUUCUCUACAGAGUAGUUUAGUUUAUUGUUGUCACAUGUACCAGGUAGUGUGAAAAGCUUUUUUGAUGUGUGCUAUCCAGUCAGCGGAAAGACUAGACGUGAUUACAAUCAAGCCGUCUACAGUUUACAGAUACAGCAUAAAGGGAAUGAUGUUUAGUGCAAUAUAACGUCCAAUAAAGUCUGAUUAAAGAUAGUCCGAGGGUCUCCAACGGGGUAGAUGGGAGGUUAGGACUGCUCUCUCUAGUUGGUACAGUGAUCCAAAAAUUAUUUUGCUCAGUUAGUUCUUGCAGGGAAAUAGGUAAUGGUGUACAAAUACUUUGGCAGUUAACUAAUGAAGCCCUUUGUCAUUAUUUGUUUUUGAAUGGAAGGGGUGUUUGAGCAUUGUCCAUUCUUGGCUUCCCUUGAGGAGAUGGUGGUGAGCCAUCUCCAUGAACUACUCAAACCCACCUGCGUGGUUACAGGAGGCAGCAACUCUCACAGUAUUUAGGAAGUAACUCAAUGAACCCUCGGUAUAGAAGGCUACAGUCCAAGCAUUGGUAAAUUGGAAUAUGUAGAAAGGAACCACAGAUGCUGGUUUACAUCGCAGAUAGACACAAAAUGCAGGCGUAACUCAGCGGGACAGGCAGCAUCUGUGGAGAGAUGUAAUGGGUGACAUUUCGGGUCAAGACCGUUCUUCAAUGGAAAUAGUCACAAUAGAGACUUGAGGCCUGGCAAUAGUAUGGUGGGCCGAAGGGCCUGCUUCUGAGCUGUAUAACUACGACUUUUCAAUGAACUGUUGUUGGGUAGGAAACUCCACCAUUUAGAGUUACCAAUAAUGUAAGGGCAAUAUAUAUAAAAGGUUAAGGAAGUUAGAGUGAGCUGCAUGCUCCCCCCCCCCCCACCUCUCUCCUUUAAUAAAUGUGAAUGGACUAAAAAUGAAGUGUAGCAGUAUAAUGGCCUGCAUCAGCGAACUGGUCCUCUCUGCCAGGGCACUGCCCCAAAUAAUGCCAUAUUAUACUCUUGGUGCAGGUUGCCAUUGUCUUCCAGAGAGGAUUGUUCCAGUCCAAUUUUCAUGCAGAAUAGGAUAUCAAAGGACACAUCGGGCUGUCAAAGGACUGUCAAAAAACUGCGGUGGAAAGAGUUAGGUUCUGCUCGUGAAAUUAAUAACAGCUAGAUUGAAUAUAGCAAAGUAAUUCCAACUCCCAGCUCAAGGCAGUGAAUAACAUGCAACUUUGCCUAGAGGUUAGGACUUUUAAAAUUAUGUUAUAAAAUAAUUCUACACCUACCGUAAUGUAAUGUGCUACAUGCAUGUUAAUGCAGAACAGGAUGUCCCUUGCAUAUGAUAUUCCUGGCCGCGUGAAGCUAUACGGACCUGUAUCAAAUACAGGUCCGCCACCGAUAUUCCGGCAACUGGUGAUCUGGCACCUCCUUUAAUCCGGACAAAAUUCCGAGAGCCCACUUGAAAUUCCCCCUGGAAGUCCUCCCGAAUAAUGCCAGGUGAUGCAGUCGACCUCCACCACAUCAGAGCUUCCCUGCUUGAUCGGCCAGUCGAAUUUGCUCCCUGCAGCCGGUACUUUGGAACUCCAGCCCAGCCGGAGCCAGCAGAUCCGUUCCCUUAGCCAACAUCCACGGCCGAUUCGCGAGCCGGUAUCUCGACCUCCCCCAAGGCUGCGACCUCUGUUGGUCCGGCAAAAUGUAUAGUGCGGCAAGGCGCUGAUACUAAGGGUGCCGGAAAAUCGGUGGUGGACCUGUACUUGAAAGGCUGACUUGUUGGUUUGGGAUAGCAUUGAGGAUUAGGCAUUGACAAAAUUGGGGGGUGACCAGCAAGUAAGUGGAAUUAGCCCUGUGACAGGAUUCAUAGGGACUUUUUAAAAUCUAGGGGCAAGUGGCUCAAGAGAUGCACAGAGGUUGAUUCACUGGGCUUCCUCACUACAGUACUGAGGUGCGGAGGUUCAAGGUGGCAGAAAGUGCUGUAAGCAUCGAUGGAAACUGCUUCAACAGGUAAGUAAAGAGGAUAUACCAGGAUAACACACACAAAAAACAGAGGAAGAUUUUUCAUUCACAAAAUAUGUUACCACGAUCUGGCACGCCCUCACUGAAAAGAUGAAGGAUGCAGAAUCAGAAAUAACUUUCGAAAAGGGAACUGGAUGUGUACUUGAAUUUAUUGAUACAAUAGGCUGCUUCCUGCCUGGUUUGAAUGUAUAACUAUGUUGUGGAGCACAUGGAAUUUAUUGAUUUAAGGGCUGCUCAGGUUUCUCAGAGCAUGCGUGUCCUCUCAAAGAAUCAUCACAUCUGCCGACGUGACCACCAAUAAAUUCCACGCAUGAACCACGCUUAUACCAGGGCAGUUUGCCCACUCGAUAGACAGACGCUGCUUAUUUGAUGACCAGGAUUGCUAAAAGAUAAGCUGGCUUACUUUAAUGGGAUCAGGUAAGAGCUGCCAUCCCCAAUAACCAACCAGAGCUGUUCGACUGACCAUUACUCCCCCCCCCACCCCCGAAUCCAAUGUAAAUAAACACAAAGCCUUUAAGUAAUAUUGUUAUUCAAGCUGUCGAUCUUUUCAGAUGGCGUAACUCAUUUCAGAAACUCGGAGCUGAAAAGAUGUAGAGUAACUAGUUUUAACUCAGCGAUUGCACUUUCCAGACACAUCUUGAUUGAGUAUGAUGGUCAACUUGACAGGUGAGCAAGCUUUAAGAUGCUCCACUCAAUUCCAGUCCCCUUGAAGGCCAUAAGACGUCCAUUACCAUUCUGAAAGCAGAUACAAUGAAGAUGUUUUCACAGAUUCAUUUGUUAGAUUUUAUGAGCACAGAACAUACAGCGUCCCAUACGUAUCAUAGCACAACCUUCUUGCUAAAAAGAGAAAAAUAAUUUUUUUGGAUUCCUUGUAUAGUACCAGUUAGCUGUUCGGAAAAAUUUUACUACCUGUACAUAAAUAUUUUUGUAUUUAAAGGGGGUGAUUUCGCCACCUUUGGUAUACAAGUAAUUUCAGGAACGGAAUCACCGAGUUAUUCGCCAAUUUUGUAAAGUGGUCCACUCUGUGGUCUUCUCACUUAAAAACCUUGUGUUAAUAUAUCUCCUUAAUGCAAAUUGUUCUGUAACACAAAACAAUAAAAAAAAAACUGCAUGUAAAUGAAAUGGGACUUUUCUUAUGUUGGAAAGAAAUUUGCAAAACAUUAAUUGAUGGCCUGGCAAGGUGUGGUAAGGUGCUGUACUAUCCUCUGAUUGCAACUUCAAGUGCUAUCGUUCGAGUUUCAAAUAUGCCAGAUAAUGAUAGAUCUGCAUCCUCAAUCCUGGCCAGGUCACUGUGUGACUAGUCUGCAAUAGUGAAUGUUCCUUUUAGCUCACCUCUUUAACAAAAUCUCUAUUUUACUUUUAACUUAUGCCAUCUUUGCUACCGAGAACCUUGUACUGUAUUUAUAAUGAGAAAACUCAAUAUUUGUUGAUGCGGAACAGUUAUUUAUCAAACACAAUAAAAUACAAGA
This is a messenger RNA of Leucoraja erinaceus (little skate), 9859 nucleotides long. RefSeq names its product interleukin 1 receptor accessory protein-like 2 (gene il1rapl2). The coding region runs from base 877 to 2952 and encodes 691 amino acids. The transcript is spliced from 11 exons. NCBI's taxonomy places the organism in Eukaryota, Metazoa, Chordata, Chondrichthyes, Rajiformes, Rajidae. Gene Ontology annotation, biological process: signal transduction. The record is from RefSeq and is a predicted model, not a curated record.